This is a messenger RNA of Anopheles stephensi (Asian malaria mosquito), 4029 nucleotides long. RefSeq lists its product as uncharacterized. The coding region runs from base 868 to 2346 and encodes 492 amino acids. The record is from RefSeq and is a predicted model, not a curated record. The transcript is spliced from 5 exons. Lineage: Eukaryota; Metazoa; Arthropoda; Insecta; Diptera; Culicidae.
UCAUUCGGUGCGGCCCAUCAGUGUGUGGUGUGUGUCACAGGUAAACGCGCGUACCUCGCAACGGAACGCGUUCACAAGGUACACCCCGGACGGAGCCUUCAUCCCGUGGGGGCUUCCACGUACACGUAGAGAUUAAAUUUAAUUAGUAUUCAUCGCGCUCCUCGGUUCCCGGAGACGGACGUGCGCGCGCCCGAGCUUCACUGAUCGUCCGGUUGGGAUUUGGUGGCAGCAGGUUUUCUCGACAUUAAUCGACUCGUCGAUACACACGAUCGCAGUGUGCGCGUGUGUGUGUGUGCGUGGCGAAGGCCCCUCGUGAUCGGAUCGGGAGAAGAUGAUGGUCUGCAGCACAAAAGCUGAUUUGCAUCUUAGUUUGCUAGAGGAAUAACUGGCAUCGUUGGAAUCGUACACUGUUUCCAGCACCAGACCUGGGUCGCGUAACCGAGGUUCGUAACGUUAGGCGCUGCAGGGAUUUAGUGUUGCGUACACGCUUGUGCAUAUGUGGCUGCGUGUGCGAUAGAUACUGCGUGUGGUGUGCUUUGUGUGUUUGUUCUACUGGCCCCAACCAUCGUACGUCCCUAGUGUUCGGAAUUGCUUCAUCCCACCGGGUGCGUACCGUUGUGCCACAUCGUCUAGCUCAAACCCACCCCACGGAAACCCUUGUGUAAAGUGCGUUUUGCGUCGCGUGUGUGUGUGUUGUUGCUGUUGUGGCACGCGAGAGCAAACAGAGAGCAGUUAAAAGAAAAAAACACAUAUUGGACGGGGAGUUGAAAAAUUCUACACCGCAUCGAGAAGCAAACCGGGAGACGUGGGCAACAGCAAAGCGCCAAGAAAGGAACGACGCAGCAGGAGACGUGGAGACGAGCAGAGAUGGAGCAGCCUAACGGUGGUGUUGGUGAGCCAACCGAUGACCGCAGUGCGUCACCAGCGAGAGCAACCCAGAACAACAAUGCAACCGGGAUGGGUCCAUUGUCGGGAAUCGGCAACGGAAUGGAUACCGUAGCAUCGGCCGCAGCAACCACACCGAAGACAACGAACUGGGUAAAGUUCGAGGAGGAUGGCGAACCGGAACCGAGCAAGUCACCAUCACCGUCACUGCCACCACCACCACCAACGGUCGCUUCCAGUAGGCAGCAGCAUCCUCUGGGGACGGCAGGCAGCAAUCGUCCGUCGGGGGCAACGACACCAUCGGACACAGCACCGCCGGCCGUACUGCCGACGGAAACGGUGCACGUAAAUCUGGACACACGAACGCCUAGCACACCAAAGCAACAACAACCGCAACCAUCCCAUGGCGGCAGCAAACCAACGCCCGGCGCAACCAGCGUCGGAACGUCAGUACCAAGCGGAGUCAACAAAACAUCACAACCGGCCGUCAUAGACAUUCCGAAGCAAUCGGUGAACGUGGUGCAACCGAUUCAGUCGAUGCGAACGAUCGAGCUUUCGACGGGCCGCGUUCGGGAAGGUUUCGCAAACGGUGAUGUUAUCGUUACCUUACUACCAACAAACACUCGGUGGCCAUGGAUCACACCGGCUGUAUUUCGUCCGGAGCUCGUUCCAGAAGAGCUGAUGGCGCAAGGUUUGACGCUCACAGUGGAAGAGUAUGUGCACGCGAUGGACACGCUCGUGAACGAUUACCGGUUCACGCUGUACAACAUCUGCUACAAGCGUGUCCUGAUCGUGUGGAUUCUGUUCGCAUUCAUCGUCCUGAUUGGGCUGCUGUUUUCGGGCUUUUACGGCAUCACGCUGCUGUCGCUUGGUGUGGCCUGGCUGUUCCUGAAUGCGGCCGCCAUUUUCCUUUGCAUGUGGGUUAAGCUGAAGUUGGCGCGUGGUCUCGAGCGGUGCAUGGCACGCGUCAAUAAGCAGCUGAUUCGUCACAAGAUUCUGCUAGCGCUGGACGACCGUGGACACAUCUCCUGCCACAAGGUGAACCUUUGCUUCAUGUACUUCGAACCGUCGCAGUGUAUCAGCUAUCUGAACGAGUUUAUCGAGCGGAGUGAGCAGAACGGCAACACGAUUGAACCUGGCUGGGAAAGCCGACUGGACGUCACGACGAACGAUAUCAUCAUACAGGGUGCGAAUACGACUCGCCUGUCCCGGAAGCAGGGACGAGCGGAAGGCAUCUUUUUGCGGUAUCUACAGCGCUGGGGUAAGGAUUAUCUGCGCCGCCGGCUAGACUGGACGAUCGAGGAGAAUGCUAUCGUGUCGGCACCGCGCCAUCUGCCCACGGCCUACUGUCCCUGCCAGUACGCGGAAGAGGUGUUGCUGCAGAAGAAACCGAAGGAAGAUCCACGACUUUGCUGCGCCACGAUACGGGUCCAUCUGGCCCGCAUCGGGUUCCACUUCUGACAACUGUCCCUCCGACGAUGGUAGGGUGCAGAUCCCAUGCAGCCAUGCAGCCAAAUGUGCCUAACGAAAGUGCUCGAGCUUUUGGCGAAAGUUUUCUGUUCUAGGGCCAAAGGAAUAGGGAAUGAGUGUAGGAGCGAAAAGGUAGCUUAAGCUUUGCAACGAAGUACAAAUUGUGCAAUCUCGCUCGACCAGGAACUGUACUUAGAUCUGUUAGUGACCUCAGAGUGCCUUUUAUUUCGCGGGCCGGGUUGCCAAGGCCGUUUUUGAACGUUUUAUCAGGCGGAGUCGGUGUAGCAAAACCAAGCGAUCAACAUCACUUUGACGCUCUAGACGCUUAAUAGUGGAUGUGCCUGGGGCAUAUAUUUUAAAUGGUGGCGGGUGUGCAUUAGAAUUAGUUGUGGAAGCGUUGUUUCAUUUUAGUAGAAGUAGAAUUUGUUCACGCAUCGAUAUGCAUCGCACGGCUCGGCUGGCUGGCUGGCUGUGGGCAGCUUUUUGUUCAAAUCUUUUCCUUCUUACAAAACUUCCCACCACAGCGUAUUAUACUAACUACUCCUCACGCAUCGGACCAACAUAUGACGCGUACUGCCCCUCUGUGCUGGCUUUUCUAUCCUUCUAUUCGUUGGCCCGCCGUCUUUAUUCGUGUCUCUCCCAAACCAAACUCCCAUUGCAGGAACGAGGAAUGCUGCUGCUUCUGCGUUACGCGUCCCGCUGGGGCAAUGAAGCGAUGCGUGGCCUUAUCGAUGUCACGCCAAACGAUCCGGCCCGACACUGUCGCCAGUACCAGUGUCCCUGCCAGUACGUAGAGUACCACUUGAAGUGCAAACCGCGAGGCAAGUUACGCAUUUUUUACUUCUUCUAUUGGCUAACGGCUUCCGAACGGUACGACUAACCCUUUUGGCUGGCUAGCUGGAGCUGCUAACUUCUUCUUCCUUCUUUCCUAGCGCGCCCUAUCGUGGUAGUUAGAUGGAUAGAGUCUUAUCUUACCCUUUUACUAACCUGUUGAUAGUGAACGGUGUACCCUGUGCUAUUAACCCUUGACUGGGGUAAUUUCCUCCCAGACUAACAACAGCAGUACGCCCUUGCCGUAUCCAUGCUUCCUUUCGCAGUAGUCUCUUCCCGAGUAACGAGUAACACAAAUUUGCUAGCCAUCUUCAAAGCUCUUUUCCGCAAGGCAAACAAAGUCGAUCUUCAUUAGAACCCACCGGCCCCGCCCGGGUACCGAAUUUGUGCGAAGCGUCUCUUUUUAAUUUAGUCGUUAGAACAGCAGCAAGUGUCAUUGUUAACCGAUGGGAAGGUACUCACCACAUUGUCCCUCCUUACUGUUAUUUUUGUAGAAAGUUUUAAAGAGUUCAAAUCCGUCCAAAAAGCCUAGAGCAUCGCUUGCCAAACAUUCUCGCGAUUGCAAUCCCGGAAACUCUGUCCCGUUCCGUUGCUCUGCAGUUACAAGCAGCUUGUACAUUCAAACCUAAUUAAUAUGGGACCAAACGGUGCAGUGCAGAUAGGGAAGCUUUCUUGUUGUUGAUCGUUCAGAUAGUUUAGGGAAGGAGGAGUCGGUUUUCCCCCUAUGCCAGACUGGCCAUUUGUAAUCUCCAAUUUUAUCUCACGGCAAGCAUCUCGGAAGGCGUGAAAGUGUUUUGAAUAAACCUGUUGCUGUAGCGUGUUAUCAGGAAGUCUGAGUUGAAA